AUGAAGAGACGACCAGCCCCGCCGGCCGUUAGUUACACAGCGGACAAGAAUCCGUCAAGCGUGCCAGCCCGGGAGUCGGAUUCCCAGCUGUGUUCAUUCCAGGGGUGCGUUUUUGUCUUUCAGGGAAUGUGUGGGUCUUGCUGGGCUUUCUCUGUGAUUGGGAAUAUCGAGGGGCAGUGGUACCUCAGGAGGGGCUCGCUGCUGUCCCUUUCAGAGCAAGAGCUGGUGGACUGUGACCGCCUGGACCAGGCCUGCAGGGGGGGGCUGCCUUCCAACGCGUAUGAGGCCAUCGAGAAUCUGGGGGGUCUGGAGACGGAGACAGACUAUAACUACACGGGACACAAACAGUCCUGCGGGUUCAGCAGAAACAAGGUGAAGGCUUACAUAAACAGCUCUGUGGAGAUCUCUAAAGAUGAGAGGGAUAUCGCAGCUUGGCUGGCGAAGAACGGGCCGGUGUCAGUCGCUCUCAACGCCUUCGCCAUGCAGUUCUACAGGAAAGGGGUGUCCCAUCCUCUCAAGAUCUUUUGUAAUCCCUGGAUGAUCGAUCACGCUGUGCUGCUAGUUGGAUAUGGGGAGCGUAAAGGUGUUCCAUUCUGGGCUAUAAAGAAUAGCUGGGGAGAGAACUAUGGGGAGAAGGGUUACUACUACCUGUAUCGGGGGUCUGGGCUGUGCGGAAUAAACAGGAUGUGUUCUUCUGCCAUCGUGGAGUAGAGACUGCUGGAACGAGGAGAAUCAACCGGAAAUAUUAAGACCCCCCCUUCCCCUCCCUCUCCCUCCCCCAACAUGAAAUAAUUACCUGACUGACCAGUUACCCCCUACUGUACGAUACUGCUGUGGGUAGAGCACUAAUACUGGUAUGGUCAAACACAAAGUAUAGUUCUUAUCAAUAGCUAUUAAAAAGAGCUGCAUGAAAUGAUUCUUCCAGUGGGGGUGCUGAUUCUGCGUUCAGAGCGAAUUCAGAAACAGCUGCUCGGGUUUGUGUGGAUCGCUGCUUUUCUUAAAGACUCUGCGGGGAGCAGCGACCCACACAAGCCCAGAAUCCUGGCUCCGCGAGCAGCCGCGUGUGUGUUUGAGUGAAUGUGUUCCACGCUGCUAGCUUCGCUCCGGAUCCCCGCUGUUCUAGUUACCUGGCCUCUUGUGUUGCUGCUGCUUCUGGUUUUAAGCAGGGCCGUGUUCGUUCUCUGUGUGCAGCAGAAUCAUUCACAGCGAAACCUGACCUCUGUACCCCGGGCCAAACGGGGUUGGGGGUCGAUAUUAAAAUAAAACAGAACCUCUUUUGUCUUCCAAGUUAU
This is a messenger RNA of Polyodon spathula (Mississippi paddlefish), 1292 nucleotides long. RefSeq names its product cathepsin F-like. Gene Ontology annotation, molecular function: cysteine-type endopeptidase activity. NCBI's taxonomy places the organism in Eukaryota, Metazoa, Chordata, Actinopteri, Acipenseriformes, Polyodontidae. Gene Ontology annotation, cellular component: lysosome. The transcript is spliced from 8 exons. The record is from RefSeq and is a predicted model, not a curated record. The coding region runs from base 1 to 711 and encodes 236 amino acids.